Brettanomyces nanus is the source of this 1494-nucleotide messenger RNA. RefSeq lists its product as uncharacterized. The transcript has a single exon. The record is from RefSeq and is a predicted model, not a curated record. Gene Ontology annotation, biological process: regulation of gene expression. Gene Ontology annotation, molecular function: histone binding. Lineage: Eukaryota; Fungi; Ascomycota; Pichiomycetes; Pichiales; Pichiaceae. Gene Ontology annotation, cellular component: cytoplasm; nucleus; Rpd3L-Expanded complex. Bases 1 to 1494 code for a protein of 497 amino acids.
AUGGCAUCAAAAAGAUUUUACAGCUCUGAAAUGGAGACACUCUAUAACCAUUUGGCUAGAGGACAAGAGGAUUUCAUUUCGACAUCUAAUGACAGGGAUCUUCCUGUACUGAAUAAGCUUAAAGAAAAUAUCUCUCGAAUAAGAUCUAGUUACUGGAGGAUUGACGAGUCCUCAAAUAAUGACGAACUUGGUCUUUCAAAAUUGAGUUCCUUAUCUGUUGAUGAAGACCUAGUUGCCAUAGGCUCUACUUCUGACUGCGAGAAUCUUAGAAUCUAUAAUUUGGAUACCGAGAAAAUCCUAAUGACCCACCUUAGUACUAUCAGUCUACCUGACAUUCAUUCCAUCCAAUGGCUUUACGAUCCAACUAAGAGAGACGAUACCCCAAAAACUUUGCCUGAAGAUGAUUCCAUUAGAUUUCUUUUGACUGGACACACGGAUGGUGUGGUCAAUCUAACUAUGAUUCCAAUAGGAGAUAAUGCAGGAAUCCCUAACGCACAGAUUAUCAAGAGGUUCAAUCACGAGAAGCAUGUUUCCGAGAAUGAUAGCUGUCUAAGGAUAGCAAAUAAUGGUAAGCCAACAAACAUUGUUUAUCAGCUGGAGGUUACUCCAAAGCAUUGGAAAACUUGCAAUAAGAACUCGCUUAUAAGUCUUUACAAAGAGAAUAUGUUUUUAUGGGAUACGACCAGAUCUAGGUUCCCUAUUCUUAAGAAUAAGACGAAGGGAGUUUCUGCAUUUGACGCAAACGAGAAAACUGAUGGACUUAUGGCUCUCGCAGGUUCAUUUGGAGUUUCUUUACUUGAUAUGAGGACUUGCGAUAACUCUGGUUUCUCGUCUUCAUUCUUUAUUCCUGACAAAAUGAAUAAAGAAUGCCUUACGGCCAAUUGGUGUAAGGAAAAUUCUAAUUAUCUAUGUUCGGCAAAUUUGGAUGACCAACUGACAAUAUGGGAUAUUAGAAACCUAAAGCCACUGGCUGUAUUAGAAUCUCAUUCUGACAACAUUACAUCCAUUCAGUGGAAUAAGUUUGCUAGUAUAUAUAGUGCAUCGAAUGAUGGCACUCUUAUUUACUGGGAUCUGUCUAUAUUAAACUUUUCUCAGGAUGUUCAUAUACCUGAUGGCAGUCAGACCGUUAGAUGUACCACUAAGAAUAGUCUCAAUCUUGAUGUUACAAGCAAUGAAAUAGGGACCUGUAUUCCCGUUUCCAACAAUUCCAUUGUGGCGAUGAAAUCAGUUGGUGACAACAUGACUCUUACUAUGGACGAGUCAUUCCUUGGUCUGCAUACAAGAAUCGAGAAUGUCGGAGAUAGAAGAAGCUCUAGCAGUAUGGCUACAUUAGUUGGUGAAGAAAUACCCGAUUACAAAUUAGCAAAAGCUCCCCGCUUGCCCCGCUUACAAAAACCAAAGAUUCAUCAUCGUAGAAGAUCCUCAAGACACGAUUUGAGUCCCAGUACAUUGGUUAACAAAGAUGACGUUGGAGAUAAAUAUUUCUAUUUGUAA